Messenger RNA from Helianthus annuus (common sunflower), 1107 nucleotides. RefSeq lists its product as uncharacterized. Lineage: Eukaryota; Viridiplantae; Streptophyta; Magnoliopsida; Asterales; Asteraceae. The record is from RefSeq and is a predicted model, not a curated record. The transcript is spliced from 2 exons. Bases 1 to 1107 code for a protein of 368 amino acids.
AUGGAACAACUACCAGGUUACAUUGAUCCUCAAAAACCCAAUCACGUGUGUCGCCUUGACAAAGCCCUUUACGGUCUCAAGCAAGCCCCACGUGCAUGGUUUCAACGUCUUAGCACGUUUCUUGUUCAACAAGGUUUCAAAUGUAGCCAAGCCGACACCUCAUUGUUCAUUUUCCAUCGUGGUGCUUGUCUUGUAUAUCUUUUGGUAUAUGUCGAUGAUAUCAUUGUCACCGGGAAUCAUGCUCCAUCCAUUCAACACUUCAUAAAAAGAUUGCAAUCUGAAUUUGCAAUUAAAGACCUAGGCAAACUCAACUAUUUUUUAGGUCUCGAAGUCUCUCACACAACGGAUGCUUUGUUUCUUAGCCAAACCAAAUAUGCUCGGGAUAUUCUCACUCGAGCAGGGCUCCUUGAUUCCAAACCCGUCGCCACACCUCUUGGCACAAAUGAUGUCUUCACAAGUCAUGGAAAACCGUUUCACGAUCCGACUUUGUAUCGGUCCUUUGUCGGCGCUCUACAAUACCUUACCAUUACACGCCCGGAUCUUUCUUAUGCCGUAAAUCAGGCAAGUCAAUUUCUCCAAUCCCCAACUGAGGACCAUUUUCAAAUGGUUAAAAGAAUCAUGAGGUAUGUUAAAGGCACUAUUACGUAUGGGUUGCGAUUUACUACUCCCACUGUCUCCAAACUUAUUGGAUAUUCAGAUGCCGAUUGGGCCCGUUGCAUCGAAACGCGUCGUUCUACAUAUGGGUACUCCAUUUUCCUUGGCGGAAACUUAGUAUCUUGGAGCGCUAAAAAGCAGCCCACUGUCUCUCGUUCCAGCUGUGAAUCUGAGUACAGGGCUAUGGCUAACACUGCAGCUGAACUCAUAUGGAUCACUCAUCUUCUGAAGGAUCUUAAUGCCUUACCAAAUGAGCGACCUACUCUGCUUUGUGACAAUCUUAGUGCCAUUUUUCUAAGUCAAAAUCCGGUUGCUCAUAAGAGAGCAAAGCACAAUGAUAUUGAUUAUCACUUUGUUAGAGAACUUGUAUCAUCCGGCAAGCUGCACACGAAGUUUUCUUUUUCGAUUGCUAUAACAAGCGACACCGUAACGAAUCAAACCGAUAUUUACUGA